UCCAUGUUUGAGAAGGGGAGAGUGUCGAUAUGUCGUAGAGUUGGCAACCAAUGUCAUAAAACAAUGUGUGUACUAAUUGUUUAAUUAGAAGCUAGUUUGUUCUGUAAACCUUCAUCUAAAGUAAAAUUAAAAAAAAAAAAAAAAAAACCCUGAACCAUUCUUUCUAGAUGUUAGUGCCAUGCAGGAACGUGUGCUUGUGUCAGCCAUUAAAUGCACGUGCCUUUAGGUGGAAUGAUUUGGAAAAAGAUAGCAAGAAUAGCUGCACAACUUGAAGAAUCCAAUCUAUGUCACUGAAUUGUACAUGUAGAAAUUGAGUUUGUGUAUGUUUUGUUGUAUAUAUUUUCACUACAAUUUUUUUUUUUUUUUUUUAAUGCAUGUGCCUUUAGAUUAAAGCAGAGGUUGCAUUAUGGGUCGACUUGACGGCAAGGUCAUCAUCCUGACAGCUGCUGCUGAGGGCAUCAGCCGGGCAGCCGCCUUGGCUUUUGCAAGAGAAGGUGCCAAAGUCAUAGCCACAGAUAUCAGUGAGUCCAAACUUCAGGAACUGGAAAAGUACCCAGGUAUUCAAACUCAUGUUCUUGAUGUCACAAAGGAAAAACAAAUUGAUGAGUUUGCAAAUGAAGUUGAAAGACUUGAUGUUCUCUUAUGUGCGUCCGGUUUUGUCCAUCACGGAACCAUCCUGGACUGUGAGGAGAAAGACUGGGACUUCACGAUGAAUCUUAAUGUCCACAGCAUGCACCUAAUGAUCAAGGCAUUCCUUCCCAAAAUGCUUGCUCAGAAAUCUGGAAACAGUAUCAAUAUGUCCUCUAAGGCUUCCAGCAUUAAUUUGGUUGUGAAAAGAUGUGUGUACAGCACAUUCAGGGCUGCUGUGAUUGGCCUCACAAAGUCCCUGGCUGUAGACCUCAUCCAGCAGGGUAUCAGAUGCAACUGUGUGUGUUCAGGAACAGUUGAUACCCCGUCUCUACAAGACAGAAUACAAGCCAGACCAAAUCCUGAAGAGGCACUGAGCGAUUUCCUGAAGAGACAGAAGACAGGGAGAUUUGCAACUGUGGAAGAUGUAGCCCAGCUGUGUUUAUUUGGCAUCUAAUGAAGUAAGCAGCGCUCUUCCCAGGGAGUUCAUUAUCCUGAAUCAUAUUUGGCCACAAUUUGCCCAUUAAAAACAAUGUCACUUUAAAGAGUUUGUGGUAUAUUUAUGCUAAAAUGCUGUGUUUACAAGCUAGGGAUAAAUUUGAUUUAAUUUGCUCAAAGAAAGGCCACUUUGAUCUGAGCCACUGACUCUUCCCAUUCAAAUUUGUUAUUGUUGUUAGGUGUUGAGUCAAUUUCCACUCGUAGCAACCACAUGUGACAGAGUAGAACUGCCCCAGGGGGUUUUCUUGGCUGUAAUCUUUAUGGAAGCAGAUUGCUGGGUCUUUUCUCCUGUGA
Messenger RNA from Loxodonta africana (African savanna elephant), 1419 nucleotides. RefSeq names its product 3-hydroxybutyrate dehydrogenase 2. Gene Ontology annotation, molecular function: 3-hydroxybutyrate dehydrogenase activity. Bases 407 to 1084 code for a protein of 225 amino acids. NCBI's taxonomy places the organism in Eukaryota, Metazoa, Chordata, Mammalia, Proboscidea, Elephantidae. The record is from RefSeq and is a predicted model, not a curated record. The transcript has 8 exons. Gene Ontology annotation, cellular component: cytoplasm. Gene Ontology annotation, biological process: siderophore biosynthetic process.